Chenopodium quinoa (quinoa) is the source of this 1491-nucleotide messenger RNA. Its product is annotated as subtilisin-like protease SBT4.13. Bases 1 to 1491 code for a protein of 496 amino acids. The transcript is spliced from 5 exons. Gene Ontology annotation, molecular function: serine-type endopeptidase activity. Lineage: Eukaryota; Viridiplantae; Streptophyta; Magnoliopsida; Caryophyllales; Amaranthaceae. The record is from RefSeq and is a predicted model, not a curated record. Gene Ontology annotation, biological process: proteolysis.
AUGGAACAAGUUAAUAAUGUGAAUGCUAAUCCUAGGUUUGACCCCUACUCCAACACCUAUAAUGAGGGAUGGAAACAUCACCCCAAUUUUGGUUGGAGAAGUGGCCAAACCCAAGGGCAAGCUAGAGGUCAAGGUCAAGCUAGUAGUGGUGGUAACUAUGUCUCUAAUAAUCAACGGAAUUAUAGAAAUGACAAUAGGUACCAACAAAAAGGUCAAUACUCUUCCACUCACAACCCACCCGGUUUCAAUGGAGGUGUAAGACCAAAUCUAGCUCCUAUUCCUAAACCACCACUUCAAAUUCAAGCUCCCCCUCCUCCUAAGUCUAAUCUAGAAAGCAUGUUGGAGCAAUUCAUGAACUCCCAAACUAAAAAGACAAAUGACUUAGAGGAAAGCUUAAAGAAAAUGCAAACCCACAAUAAAAUGUUGGAAAAUCAAAUGGCCCAAAUAGCUAGUGCCCUUAAAGGUGGUGGAUUUUCUGAAGGUUUCAGAGCUGGUACGCUUGGGGUUUUGUCACGGCUUUUUGCAGAUUAUUCUGAUAUUAAGCCUUUACCUGCAACUGAGCUAAAACCCCGUGAUUUCGAAGCACUAUUAUCCUAUGUUAAUUCCACAAAACAUCCUAAGGCAAAUAUCCACAAGAGUGAAUCCUUUUAUGACAAUUCUGCUCCUGUUGUUGUCGAAUUCUCUUCUCGAGGACCUAAUGUUAUUGCACCGGAUAUCCUUAAGCCUGAUAUCACGGCACCAGGAGUCGAAAUUCUAGCCGCAUAUUCACCAUUGGGUUCUGUAAGUGAUUACAACGGAGAUAAGAGAUCAGUUAAUUAUUCAACUUUAUCUGGUACAUCCAUGUCUUGUCCUCAUGUCGCGGGUGCAUCUGUUUAUGUAAAAUCGCUUCACCCAGAUUGGUCUCCUUCAGCAAUUAAAUCUGCUAUGAUGACAACAGCACGUUCUAUGAGCCCGACUAAGAACAAAGACGCCGAAUUUGCCUAUGGAUCAGGGCAUGUUGAUCCUGUAAAGGCUGCGAAUCCGGGACUUGUUUAUGAAACAAAUCAAGAUGAAUAUGUUACAUUUUUCUGCAGGUUGGGCUACAACAAACGCCAAAUUGCACUGAUCACGGGUAGUGAUAGUUUCUCUUGCCCGAAAAAGAGUAACAAAAGUUCGUUACCAAACGAUGUUAACUAUCCUUCCUUGUCUGCCAUGGUUGAUGUUGGUACCCCAUUCAAUAUCAAAUUUAGUAGAACAGUCACUAAUGUAGGAGUUGCUAACUCCACCUACACCGUUAAAGUCGAAUCACCUAAGAAAAUUAAGAUCACGGUGAAUCCUAGUACUCUUUCAUUUACAUCAUUGAAUGAAAAGAAGUCGUUCGAGGUGACUGUUGUUGGCAAAGGAUUAUCAAGAAAAUCAAACUCCACUAUUUCAGCAUCAUUGGUUUGGUAUGAUGGACAACAUAGUGUUAGGAGCCCUAUUGUUGUAUACUCUAUUUAUAAGGAUUUGUAG